GAUCACUACAGGUGUUUUGGAGUUUAGUUCAAUCAAACUGAUGACAUGGGUAAUGGCCUGCACAAGUGAUGGUGUUCAGUUACCUCAAAGUGCUGGCAGCUGUGUGAGUGUUGGUGCCUCUCAUCUAGUUCAGCUGUGUUUAGCAAAGCACACAAGUUGGGGGUAAAGGUAGGCUUGUAAUAUCUUUGUGGCUGCUUGAGCCUGUGGGGUGAGUUACUAAUAUAUUAAACCACUAUUCUGCAGGAGUUGCUGAUGCUGGCAUCAAGCUGUAAGACUGUAUCUUUCUAUGUUAUUAUUCUUUUGAUUUUGGCCAAGAGUGGUAUGAGAUUUUCUGAAGGAUAUAAACCUUAAGAUAUAACAAAAGUAUUUUUUCCAAAGUGUAAGCGGCACCAUGAAUAAGAAAUUUGAUUAAAAAAAUAUGUUAGAGCUGUAAAAAGGCAUUUUCUCAUUUUAUAAGUCUACCACAAAACAGGCAUUUUGGGUCCUUAUGGAUGGAAUGCCAAUAAAAAGCUGUUCAGAAGAGUUCUGCUUAACGAUACACAGUGGAGUCAGUAGAGUACUUUUCCAAGAGCUGUGAUGUUGAUUGCAGCUAAAGAAGGAGAGUUUAAAGCGUAUUUCAUGCCUCUGCAGUCUCAUAGUUACUACAACCAUAUUGUGUCUGUCUUGAAAACUCACCUUGACCCCAGCCAGCAGCCCAGAAAACAGUUUCUGCAGUUUCCCUGCCUUCUCAGAAGGCCCCAAAGGCUCCUUACUUUGCUCUUUCUCCUUGAAAGAUUAAGGGCUCUGUGGCUAUUGGCCCUGGUGCAAUCACUGAGAGAAACUUCAUGGUAAAGCUGGGAAGACAAAAAAGCACUGCACAGCUGAAAACACUGCAAUGCCCAUUGUGAGUCAGCACUCCAGCCUCCACUACUCUGAAUAGUGUUCACAAAACGCUCAAAAUAUAGACAACACUAGAAGCGAAAUAUCCAGAGUCAAAGCAAUCCAUCAGGAGCAGACAUACAAAGUCACUCUCAGUGACCGGUCUGUAUAUGGGUCCCAUGCUUAGCUAGGAAAAGUUACAGGCAAACAAUAGUUUCUAGAGUGAACUAAACUGUUCUAUCUCAACAAUGUAUCAUAUCUUCAUACCAAGAGAUGGGCUCAAUACUUCAAAGAAAUAUGCACAGAAAUAUGCCAGAUGAAGACAGUGAUAUUUCAACUGAAAAGGAACCUCUUUUCCAACACAGACCUAAUGGUGAAAACCAAAUAAAUAUAAUAAGGAACAUUAACACAUAUGCCAGAACGAAGACUCUUGCUCAGGGCUUUCUGGAUAUGGCACUCUUCACUGCUAAUGCUUCACAAAUGAAACACCUUCUGCAACAAGGAACUGAUGCACAGUUUUAUUACUUUCUUUUUGUCCUUCUGUGCAUUUCAAUCAUCCUCCAGCUAAUGGUGGCAGCUUUAUUGAUCUACAAAGGGUCAAAGAAUAUAGAAAAUGAUGAUCCUGAGCACAGACUUAGUGACAGAGUUCACCUGCUGAAUAAUAUUGUGACAGGGCUAAUUCUGGUCAUCACAGCUGUCAAAUGUCUUCAUCACUGCCUUCUGGUUUUCUCCUCUUCAACUGACCCCUGAAGACCGAGAUCCUGCAGCUACAGGAACCAUUGCAGUGUGUUAGCAGGAUCAUUACUAUGUGCAAAGUGCUCAAAGGGUGAAAAUAUAGUAAACUUUUACACAGGAUUAUAAGGUUUAUAUCCAAAAACAAAUCAAAAUAAAACUGACUCUUUUUGGAUAGGGAAAAUCUUGGUCUUCAAGCAGGCAUGUUGCCCCUGCUCAGUUACACUACUUAUAAUCAGGUAGAAGUCACUAAUCUCAAAUUAAGUCUCUUUAUUUACAAGGUCAGUUAAUCCCAAAGUAGAUUAUUAAUCUGGCAUGUAAAAGAUAUUUUUAAAUGGCAUUUUUCUUUCUUAGGUUGUUAGGUUAGGCAGUUUGUUUCCUGCACUUUCUUGCUUAUUGCUACAAUGAAUACUAUGACUAAUCUGAUAUCUGAACUGUUUUAUUCUUUGCUUGUUGGUUGUGAUAUGUAUGAACAUAGGUGUUGAUACCACCUGGACAGACACAACUCUUGGAGUACAGGCAAUAUCUUUCAUAUCGCCUCUCCCCAAGAGUUUUGUCUGCCUAUGCCUCUAGACCAACAAGGCUACAACAAAUAUACCUGAAACAUGGAAGAUAUAGUAAUUAGCCAUUUUGAACUGAAAACUUUGCAACAUAAGAAGAAAGAAGUAAAAUCCAGCAUCCUGCCUGCCAUUGGCCCCCUUGAAGUAAACACCUGGCUCCAGCCUGUGUUUGAGCCUAAUUUGCAUACUUACAGAGCAGCCUUUUUUACAAAAUAAAAGAUAUUGAGUAUACCCAAGAGGUUUGUCUGCCUAUGCCUCUAGACCAACACGGCUACAACAAAUACCCUUGAUACCACUUGCACACUGUUUUAUACAAUUCAAGACUUGGUGAAAUACUUUCUGAAAUGGGCUCAACAUAGUACAAUGCUAUGAAUUCCUGUAGUCAAUAAUAUCCUUCCCAACAAUUAAAUUGCCUGAUAAAUGUUGUUCCUGGGAUUUGAUUUGUGAAAACACAAACUAAUUUCUUGAAUUGUAUGAAGCCCAAUGAUUCGAUUCAUCUAGAUACUUGCACUUUAAAUCUCUUUGAAUGUACAUAAAGAAUUCAUCAUAAAUGAUCUGCAGGUAAAGCAUUAGUUGUUAUGGGUGACAGUCCCCUCUGUGCAGUGAGUAUAAGUGAGACACGUUGUACCAAGCCACUGUGCUGGACCUCUGCCCACUGGUGAAUUUUACUCUGUGAAUAAUUUGAAACAAAUGUGGCAAUCUGUUUGCUCAAAAUCCACAAACAAAGAGUUGAUGUAAUUUGUCUAAGAAAUGGCUUAGUGUGAAUUGCUAGCUCCCCUCUAAUGAUUCGGACAGUAAGAAUCCUUUCCUUGAGCAUCUUUUCUGCCACAGCUUCAUGGAUCAACUGCUAAACUUCACUAAUGCUACAGAGAUUAAAGCCAAUAUUUUACAUUGUCAGUGUUUUAUUUUGCAAGAACAAAAAUCUUGAACAAUAGCCAAGGCGGCUUCUGAGUUUUCCUCUCCCCCCCAAUUAAUCCUUUUUCCCCAUACACACCAUGGGUUUCCUAGGCUUGAUUAGAUUGUCCAGCUUUAGCUGCAGCAGUCUAUUUAGUCUGAAAGCUACAUCCUGAUAAAUACUGACUAUGAGAUCCUACUUUGUAACACAAAGCUUCUGAUCUGCACAUUGGAAAUUGUAGGUGUUUCCUAUUUUUAGCUCACCAAAAAGCUGCAUCAGAAAAUAUCUGCAAAAAGUUAAACAGCUCAGAGUCACUUUCUUCAUCUUGUUUUCAUAUUAUAGCUGACAGAAAGAAGCAGGAGUUCCCAAAAUGGGAAUGUAUGAUUUUGACCCACUACCAUUUAAGUGCCAUCUCUUCCUCGGUGCUGUUAGUGUCCCCCAGGUGUUCAUCUGUCACAGAACAUUUCUGCUGAUGCCUUUUGACUGUGUGAGCAAGUGGUCUUGGUUCUCUAAAUGCUUCAUCUUUUGACAUAUUUCCUUUGAGGUUCCAAGGUUCUUUUUUCCUGUUGCUUGAAACCUGUGCAACAGAAGAGUUCCUGACCACAAGAUUUACUGAAAACACAAGAAAUGGAUUUAAAAUGCAGAAAAUGGUAUACUGCUUCUGAUGAUUUGUCUGAAUACAAGGCACGCUCAGCACAGUUGCAGACAGGAAGAGGAAACAUUACAUGUUCAAAGGGCAAGCUUUAACUUCUGCAACAUUUCCAGUCACAGUCUAGAAAGAAUGAACCCUCUCCUGUAUCCAAACUGUUUUGUAGGUCUUCAUGCCCCAGUCUUGAGCAUCAUAUUCCAGGGGUCAUUCCUCCAGUAUCUGUUAAGUCUCUCCACUGUUCUUGGAGUCAAAUAAUUCAGUGUAGUUUGAUGGACUAUUUGUUUUUUAAAAAUCUCACCUCCCUUGGUUAUAAAAUAUGAAUUAUUUACAGGCUACAGGCUUUCCCAAUAAGUAUUUUUUUCUUCUGUGUGUGUAACCUUAUAACUUCUUUAUUUCUAUGACUAGCAAGGAAGCAGUAACAGGUGAGUGAUUCAGCUUGAACUGAAUAAUAGUUUUAAUGGUCAUCAAAGGUGCAGUUUCACGUCUAGUGCAGCCACUUGGCACUGGGGCAGGACCAGCUUCUGUUGCACUGACUACAACAGCAUAAUCACCCACCCCUAUGGCAAUGGCUGCUAUUUAGCCCCCUGCCCAAAAAGGGUAGUGCCUGGGGCUAUUGUCCCCACCUUUAAAUGAAAUAAACAAUGAAGAUGUUAGCUGUGGGCCAGUCCCUGUGUGUUGUGACUAACACAAGCUGUUCAUGCUCUCUUCUGUUCUUCUCCAGUAUUAAUACUAACUGGUUAAAGGGGAGGACUGAAUACAUUCUAAUUGUACUCAUCUGCCAAGGCCAGCUAUGAGUUGAGCCAUGUCAUCUUAUGAGAUUGGCUCCAGCUGUCAUUUUCCUCUUUCCUCUCCUGCUAUGUGACUCACUUUGUUGAAGUGGUGUUACAUGAGCAGUGUCACUAAUUAACACAUUGUGAUCCAAACGCUCAGCUCAAGAUCUGCUACUUACCCAAAUCCCAGCGUAACCAGCACUUAUAACAAGCUGUACUCAUUCACAUCAUUAAUAUCUUCUCCUUUGCCUAGCUCAAACUGCAUUUAUUAAGGUAUUUAAAAUUCCAAAUUUAACAAAACAUUUAAAAAACAAUGAGCAACGCCUAUACCAUGACAAAGGGUUCUUCAGCUUUAACUCUUAAAACUCUAAACUAAAACACUGUUGGAGAAACCAAGAGAGGUGUAUAGGUCCUGGUAAUAAGACCACAUUCCAAAUUAGCAAGGAUUGUGGUGCAUACCUGGAUAAUCAGGUGUAGCCAGGAAGUGAGAAAUCCUCCUGCUACAGGAAAUGAUGCUAUGUAGUGCUGUCUCAGCAUACUUCAGCUUGCUUUUUUUUUCUAUAGAAGCAAAAUUCUUCCUUUCCAGAUGCUCAUUUGCACUGGGUACACAGCAACCAAAUCAGUCAAAUUCUAAUGAAACAUUACAGUAGCAGAAUUUUUCCAGCCACCUCGACUGUAGGUUCUUGAAACUGGGACACAGGUGAUGAGUUUUAACAGCAACGUCUUUUCUUUCAUGAGUUUAUCAGGCUUGUAAUGUAAACAAAAGAUGUCAAUGCAUUUAAAAUAAAUAAA
Molecule: messenger RNA, 5256 nt
Organism: Alligator sinensis (Chinese alligator)
Lineage: Eukaryota; Metazoa; Chordata; Crocodylia; Alligatoridae
Product: ninjurin-1-like
Exons: 9
Coding region: 1132-1608 (158 amino acids)
Biological process (GO): cell adhesion; tissue regeneration
Cellular component (GO): membrane
Source: RefSeq, a predicted model, not a curated record